AAGUAUAUAUGUCUAACUACACACGUCAGUUAAAAAAACGGACCUUCUACGCACGCCACCCCCUUUCCCACGUGCAUCUCUGUUUUCCGAUUCGAUUCUGUCGUCCACGUGUCUUCCUUCCUCCUUCCAUUGAUACAUACACUACAUAAUAUAUCUAUCUAUAUUCAUUCAUUCAUUCAUCCUCUUUCCUAAUUCCUAUAUCUAUCACCUCCUCACUACAUAUUAUUUUGGUCACAUCAAAUUUAAUAAAAUAACAAUAAUCUAAAUAUAUUUCCAUUUAUUAUGCAAAUGGAAAUUGAACCAAGCUACGGUUUCAUGAACCGUAACUUUAGUAACAUAAGUAUUAGCAACGACGAUUCAACCGCUUUUAGCGAUUGUAAUAGCGACCGAUCGGGAGAAUUCGUUGCUAGCUCGGUCAAGAGCAAGCGACUAUUGGUCGCUUGCACGACCGAGAAAUCAGAUGAUUUAAUAAAACAACUUGUGGCUGAUCUAGAAUCAGAUGAUAUUGAUGAUCAGAAACAAGCGGCCAUGGAGCUCCGGCUGCUUGCUAAAAACAAACCCGAGAAUCGGGUUAAGAUUGCAAGAGCCGGAGCUAUCAGGCCGCUUAUUUUACUCAUCAGCUCAUCUGAUUCUGAGUUACAAGAACAUGGGGUCACAGCGAUAUUAAAUUUAUCGCUGUGUGAUGAAAAUAAAGAAAUUUUAGCGAGUUCUGGCGCGAUCCGACCGUUGGUUAAGGCCUUAAAAUACGGAACAUCAACCUCUAAAGAGAACGCCGCGUGUGCUUUGCUUAGAUUAUCGCAAGUUGAAGAAAACAAAUCGUUGAUCGGACGGUCAGGAGCGAUUCCGUUACUAGUGGAUUUAUUAGAGACGGGGAACUUUAGAGGGAAAAAAGAUGCUUCCACUGCUUUAUAUUCGUUAUGUUCGGUUAAAGAAAAUAAAAUUAGAGCGGUUGAGGCUGGAAUUAUGAAGCCUUUGGUGGAAUUGAUGGCGGAUUUUGAUUCAAAUAUGGUGGAUAAAUCGGCAUUUGUUAUGAGUGUAUUGGUUUCAUUGGUAGAAGCUAGGAGUGCGUUGGUGGAUGAAGGAGGAAUUCCGGUUUUGGUAGAGAUAAUUGAGAUUGGAUCACAACGGCAAAAAGAGAUUGCUGUUGUGAUCUUGUUGCAGAUUUGUGUUGAUAGUGUGGUGUACCGUACUAUGGUCGCUCGGGAAGGAGCCAUUCCACCCCUGGUCGCUUUGUCCCAGUCCGGGACAAAACGCGCUAAACAAAAGGCAGAAACACUGAUUGAACUUCUUCGACGACCAAGAUCCGGCAAUGCCUCAACAAGUUCUGAUUCGUCAGAUUGAGAUAUGGAUUCCCCGUCACCAUAGUGCCAACAACAUUAUAACAAAAACAGCUUUUAUAAAAAAAUAUUUUUUUUUCUUCAAAAAAAAAAAGAGGAUUAUCGUUUUGGAAUGUGUAAAUAUUUGAUGUUUGCCUCUACUUAUGUAAAUUGGUGAAUGAAAUACAUAUUUUUUACUA
Messenger RNA from Erigeron canadensis, 1516 nucleotides. RefSeq names its product U-box domain-containing protein 4-like. Bases 283 to 1341 code for a protein of 352 amino acids. NCBI's taxonomy places the organism in Eukaryota, Viridiplantae, Streptophyta, Magnoliopsida, Asterales, Asteraceae. Gene Ontology annotation, cellular component: nucleus; cytoplasm. The record is from RefSeq and is a predicted model, not a curated record. The transcript has 2 exons. Gene Ontology annotation, molecular function: protein binding.